AUGGCACGCGUUUGCUUGCCGCAGCCAGGCGUCUGCGAGCUAUACCUGCCGAAUAAGAGACGCUACUGUCGCUUCUCCGUCGUCGCAGGCUACCGCUACUGCACCCACCACCUCGCCGCACGCAGCGACGGCACCGCCGACCGGAUCCCGUGUCCUCUCGAUCCGGCGCACUCCAUCUUCGCUCGCGACCUGAGGAGGCAUCUGAAGGUGUGUCCGAAGGCCAAGGAAGCGGCGGCCGAAGCUUCGCUGCCCUGCUUCCGCCGCGAUGUGAACGCCGGCGAGCAGCUGACGGCGCCGGGCGCUCCUCUGCCGGCCACCGCGCCAGCGCCAACACCCAUCGCGGGCCUGCCUCUGCACGCUUCGCUCGCAGUGGCGAGUCGCGCCGAGCCGCCUCUCGGCCGCGUGUCUGCCGAGCGGGUGCGCGCCCUCCUGGCAACGGUCCGUCUCGCGCUCGGCGAGGAGGCUGGAGGCGGCGAGGGGGGCAGGCGAGUGCGCGGCAAGGAGAAGCACGGCCUGCAGCACGAGGCGAUGCUCGAGGUCGAGACUGAUCCCGUGGUAGGCGCGUACGUCGCGAGAGAGUUCCUCCGCGAGGCCGGCGUCGACGAGGACUCGUUUCGGCUCCUCACCGCCAUCUCGAGCUGGGCCACGUCGACCGCGGACCCGGCGGUGUUGCGGCUGGGGGAGGCGCUCGGCGAGGUGAUUGACGGGGCGACUCGCGCCGAGUGGGGCCGUCGCUGCAAGCGGCUCCUCGACCUCGGCCGUUCGCGCUACCUCGCCGCGCGGGGCUACGCAGUCCGGCUGCAGACGUAUGUGCCGCAGACGACAGUAUGUGUAGAGCUAAACAUCAGUCUCGCGCAAAAUAUGACAACCGUGAUUGCGUGA
This is a messenger RNA of Emiliania huxleyi CCMP1516, 882 nucleotides long. RefSeq lists its product as hypothetical. The coding region runs from base 1 to 882 and encodes 293 amino acids. The record is from RefSeq and is a predicted model, not a curated record. Gene Ontology annotation, biological process: tRNA methylation. The transcript is spliced from 6 exons. Lineage: Eukaryota; Haptophyta; Isochrysidales; Noelaerhabdaceae.